Messenger RNA from Torulaspora delbrueckii, 2763 nucleotides. It is a transcript of the gene MCD4, whose product is annotated as mannose-ethanolamine phosphotransferase MCD4. Gene Ontology annotation, biological process: GPI anchor biosynthetic process. The transcript has a single exon. Bases 1 to 2763 code for a protein of 920 amino acids. Gene Ontology annotation, molecular function: mannose-ethanolamine phosphotransferase activity. Lineage: Eukaryota; Fungi; Ascomycota; Saccharomycetes; Saccharomycetales; Saccharomycetaceae. The record is from RefSeq and is a predicted model, not a curated record. Gene Ontology annotation, cellular component: endoplasmic reticulum membrane.
AUGUGGAACAGGCAUAGGCUGAUACUCAUUACCGUUGGAGUUUUGUUCCAUUUGUUCUAUUUAUGGUCUAUUUUUGACAUUUACUUUGUUUCGCCUUUGGUUCAUGGUAUGAACCAAUACCAGAGUACAGACAACCCUCCGGCAAAACGACUGUUCCUCAUCGUCGGUGAUGGAUUACGUGCUGAUACUACGUUUGAUUUGAUCACUCACCCAACUUCGGGAAAAACCGAAUACCUGGCUCCAUACAUCAGAUCUCUAGUUCUUAACAAUGCCACGUAUGGAAUUUCACACACUAGAAUGCCAACUGAAUCUCGCCCAGGCCAUGUUGCAAUGAUUGCUGGUUUUUAUGAAGAUGUUAGUGCUGUUACUAAGGGGUGGAAGGAGAACCCUGUCGAUUUUGAUAGUUUCUUCAACCAGUCGGCGCAUACAUACUCCUUCGGUUCCCCAGAUAUUCUUCCAAUGUUUAAGGAAGGGGCUUCAGAUCCUAGCAGAGUAGAUACGUGGACCUAUGGCCAUGAGUUUGAGGAUUUCACUCAGUCAUCUAUUGAGCUGGAUGCAUAUGUGUUCAGACACCUGGAUGACCUUUUCCACAACUCGACCAGAGAUUCAACUUUGAAUGAUGAGAUCAGAGGAGACGGGAAUGUUGUUUUUCUUCAUUUGCUAGGUUGCGAUACUGCUGGUCAUUCCUAUAGACCUUAUUCCGCAGAAUACUACGAUAAUGUUAAGUACAUUGAUGAUCAAGUUUCGAUGUUGAGUGAUAAAGUCAGAAGCUUCUUUGGUGAUGAUGAUACGGCUUUCAUCUUUACCGCUGAUCAUGGUAUGAGUGCGUUCGGCUCUCAUGGAGAUGGUCACCCAAAUAACACAAGGACACCAUUGGUCGCCUGGGGAGCAGGUUUAAACAAACCCUUGAAAAAUGACUAUCCAGUUUUCGACAAUUACACUUUCACUUGGGGCUUGGAAGAUGUUCAGCGUCAUGAUGUGAAGCAAGCAGAUAUUGCUUCAUUAAUGUCUUACUUAAUAGGUGUCAAUUAUCCGGCAAACUCGGUUGGUGAGCUACCUUUGGCUUACAUUGACGGCAAAGAGAGUGAUAAAUUGCAUGCUCUAUACAAAAAUGCCCGUAGCAUUUUGGAACAGUACCUAGUAAAGGAGAAAGAGAUCAUCGAGUCGCAAUUCACUUACAAAGAGUACCACAAGUUUGCUCACAGGCCUUAUCAGAAAUACUUAUCUGAUAUUGAAGGCUUGAUCGAUAGAAUAGCUCAAGGUGAGAAUGACUUGGCACCCGAAGCCAUAUAUUUGACAGAGGAAUUGAUGACGACAACGUUAGAAGGAUUACAGUAUCUGACUACUUAUAAUUGGAGAUUUAUCAGAACCAUCGUGACCUUUGGGUUUGUCGGUUGGAUCACUUAUGCAUUCAUAAUUUUCCUGAAGCUUUAUAUUCUGGAAAACAAUUUCGCAGACUACAGCACGUCAGCCGGUAACCUCUUCCUUUUUGGUGCUCUGGGAGUUCUUCUCAACUGGGUUUUGUAUUAUCAAAGAUCUCCUUUCAACUUUUACAUGUACCUGAUGUUUCCGCUAUAUCUAUGGAGUAAGAUCUUCACUAAUAAUACCAUCCUACGCGAAGGUCUCAAAGAGUUCCUCAAGGGUACUUCUUUCAUGCAAAGAGUUGCUGUUGCGAUGGCGAUUUUUGCAGUUUAUGAAGGAAUAGUUUAUGGAUUCUUUCAUCGUUGGAUUUUUACCAUCAUUUUCAAUGUCCUAGCAUUCUAUCCGAUUUACUGCGGUGUUUCUCAGGUAUCAACUAAUUUGGGAUGGAUCCUUACUAGCGUCUUCCUAUCUACAUUCACUCUUUAUGAUGCAGUGAAGAUUGAAAGCUUGGAUCAAAUUACUGUGGCAGGCAUUUUAAUUAUACUGACCUCCAUUUACGCUCUGAAAAAUGUUUUUAAGAGUAUUGGAUACUACACCUUUUUCUUGCUUCUAAUGCAAAUUUCAAUGGUCAUCGCAAUGCUCUUGGUUACCCAAAAAUCUGUCACAUCGCUUCAGAACAGACAAGGUCUACCUCGCGAUGCACAAAUAGGUGGGUGGUCGAUCUGCUUCAUAUCGCUCUUCAUUUUACCUAUUUUCCACUAUUUGAAUCCGAAUAAUGACUAUAAAGUCAGACUUCUAACGAUAUACUUGACUUUUGCACCCGCCUUCAUUAUCCUGACAAUCUCUUUCGAGUCACUUUUCUACGUUGUCUUCACAGCUUAUCUUGUCCAAUGGAUUGAGAUAGAGUACCAUAUCAAACAGCUGAAAUCUCAUGAUAACCACCUACAGCUCCUAAGGGUUGCGCUCAUCGGUUUUUUCCUGCUACAGAUAGCAUUUUUUGGCACAGGUAAUGUGGCUUCAAUUUCGUCAUUCUCCCUGGACUCCGUCUAUAGACUGUUACCAAUCUUUGAUCCCUUUCCCAUGGGAGCUCUGCUAAUGCUGAAGUUGAUUGUUCCAUACGUUCUCCUAUCCACAGCACUAGGAAUUCUGAAUCUCAAAUUGAACAUCAAAGACUAUACAAUCUCAUCUUUGAUCAUUUCUACCAGUGACAUCCUAUCUUUAAAUUUUUUCUAUUUGUUGAAGACAGAAGGUUCCUGGCUAGAUAUAGGUGUCACUAUAUCCAAUUACUGUUUGGCAAUUCUUUCGUCCCUCUUCAUGCUAUUACUCGAGAUCAUUGGCCAUGUUUUGCUGAAAAACGUCACCAUACAGAGAAAAGUCGAUAAGAUCAAGAAACAGUCUUAA